Messenger RNA from Verticillium alfalfae VaMs.102, 1002 nucleotides. RefSeq names its product phosphotransferase enzyme family protein. The record is from RefSeq and is a predicted model, not a curated record. Bases 1 to 1002 code for a protein of 333 amino acids. The transcript has 2 exons. Lineage: Eukaryota; Fungi; Ascomycota; Sordariomycetes; Glomerellales; Plectosphaerellaceae.
AUGGCAUGGAACCCUCCCCAACCGCCACUACUUCCCAGCUCCACCAUCUGCCCUUUCUACAACCAACGUGUGGAUGGGAUUGCCUGUCACUUCGCGCCAACAUCAUCCCGCCUCAACAGCCCCAAUAUCACGCACCUCGAUCUCGACAUGCAGCAAAUCAAAAUCUUCCCCGAAUCAAGCUUUUUCAAAGAGCGUCGGGCCAGUGACCUUCCAACGCCGGCAGCGGUUAGGGCCAUCAGUCUAGCGUCGGGCGAUCUUUGGGCAUCAAGUUUCAAUCGUCCCAGGCCCGUCAGAAUCCCAUCGCUAGGGUUGAUGAUCAAGUACGGAGGCGAUGUAACAUUGACAGAAGUUUCGACUCAGAGAAUGGUUCACGAACAGCUUCUUGGUCAAGUGCCUAUUCCUGAGGUCUUUGGCUGGACUGAGGAUAAAGAUCAGGGGUUCAUCUACAUGUCGCUCAUCGAGGGCGAUACCUUGGAACAGAGGUGGAUUGAUCUGAACGAAACCGAGAGGCAAGCCAUCUGCGCCGAGCUGAAGCCCAUGGUGAAGGCAUGGAGGGGUCUGAAGCAAGACGGCCAAGAGCCCUAUGUUGGCAGCAUCGGUACGAGCCCUUUGAGGGAUAUCUUCCUCGUGUACCGCCCAGAGCUCGUGGGACCAUUUCGAGGCGACAGGGCUGUUCAGCAAUUUCAAGACGUCUGCGGCAUCGAUAUCAGUUGCGAGAUCCCAAUUGUGUUUUCUCAUAGCGACCUGGUCCCGCCGAAUGUGCUCUUGUCACGAGGGCCCAACCCAAAAGUGGCAGCCGUCAUUGACUGGGCCCAGUCAGGAUGGUAUCCCUCGUACUGGGAGUAUUGCAAGGCGCGACGGGUAGAAUUGGACCCGGAAUUGUUCAGCAAAGCUCUGCAGGAGGAAUGGCGGGGAAAGUACCUACCCUUGUUCAUUGAUCCUGUGGAUGACGAGACGUAUUACCACCCUUGGCUGUGGUUUGUUUUGUCAAAGGGAAUAUGA